Molecule: messenger RNA, 1903 nt
Organism: Pterocles gutturalis (yellow-throated sandgrouse)
Lineage: Eukaryota; Metazoa; Chordata; Aves; Pterocliformes; Pteroclidae
Product: replication factor C subunit 1-like
Exons: 11
Biological process (GO): DNA repair; DNA replication
Cellular component (GO): DNA replication factor C complex; nucleus
Molecular function (GO): ATP binding; DNA clamp unloader activity; DNA clamp loader activity
Source: RefSeq, a predicted model, not a curated record
GAACUGGGGUAUAGCUAUGUGGAGCUGAAUGCCAGUGACACUCGCAGUAAGAACAGUCUAAAGGAAGUAGUUGCUGAAUCGCUUAACAACACCAGCAUCAAAGACUUCUGUUCUGGCACAUCCUCAUCAGUUAGCGGGAAACAUGUAUUGAUCAUGGAUGAAGUGGAUGGUAUGGCAGGCAAUGAAGACAGAGGAGGGAUUCAGGAAUUGAUUGGUUUGAUCAGACACACAAAGAUACCCAUCAUCUGUAUGUGUAAUGAUCGCAACCAUCCUAAAAUUCGUUCCUUGGUCCACUACUGUUUUGAUCUUCGCUUUCAGAGACCUCGUCUAGAACAGAUUAAGGGUGCCAUGAUGUCUAUUGCGUUUAAAGAAGGUUUAAAAAUUCCACCACCUGCUAUGCAAGAGAUAAUCCUGGCAGCAAAUCAGGACAUCAGACAGGUUUUACAUAAUCUUAAUAUGUGGUGUGCAAAAGAUAAAUCAUUGACUUAUGAUGAGGCUAAAACAGAUGCCAGCAGAGCCAAAAAGGAUAUCAAACUGGGCCCUUUUGAUGUUGUCCGGAAGGUUUUUGCUACUGGAGAGGAGGCUUCUCGUAUGUCUCUUAUAGACAAAUCAGAUCUUUUCUUCCAUGAUUAUUCCCUAGCACCUCUCUUUGUCCAAGAGAACUACGUACAUGUGAAACCAGCUGCUGCUGGAGGAAAUCUGAAAAAGCACUUGGUGCUCUUGAGUAGAGCAGCUGAUAGUAUAUGUGAUGGUGAUAUAGUGGACAAACAAAUUCGUAGCAAGCAAAACUGGAACCUUCUUCCGACACAGGCCAUUUAUGCAAGUGUUCUCCCGGGGGAGCUGAUGAGAGGUUACAUGUCCCAGUUUCCUGUCUUUCCCAGCUGGCUGGGGAAAUUUUCAUCCACAGGCAAACAUGAUCGUAUCAUUCAAGAACUGGCAAUGCACAUGAGUCUCAGAACCCAGACAUGCAAGAGGACAGUAAACAUGGAGUAUUUGCCGUAUUUGCGGGAUGCGCUGGUCCAGCCCUUGAAGGACCUUGGAGCAGAUGGUAUAGAAGAAGCUAUAGCAUUCAUGGACUCUUACUGCUUGAUGAAAGAAGAUAUUGAAAAUAUCAUGGAAAUAAGCACAUGGGGAGGCAAACCCAGUCCUUUUUCAAAGCUGGAUCCCAAGGUCAAAGCAGCUUUUACACGUGCCUACAACAAAGAGGCACACCUGACUCCAUAUUCACUUACUGCUGUCAAGACAAACAAAAGGCAGUCGGGAUCUGCAGUGACCUUGGAACUGAAUGAAGACUUGAAUGUGGAAGAGAUGCAGUCUGAUGAGGAUGAGCAAGAUACUGUUGAAAGUGAUGCAAUGAUUAAGCAAAAAAAAGUGAAGUCUUCGAAGCUGCCAAAAAGAGAGAAAAAUGAAGAAACAACGAAAAAGGAAGGGAAAAGAAAAGAGAAGACAAGACAUUAAACAGAGUAAAAUCUUGCUCUGGAUGCAGCUUUGCUUAUCUAACUUCUGUUGGGAACAUUGAACAGAUCCAUUGGUGGAGCUGGGAAAGUAGAACCAGUGUGUUGAAAAUGCUCCUCUUAUAGAGGUGAUGUAGCCACUGUACUCUCUCACUAUGCAGUGCUGUACUUACUCUUAACGUGCUACAACGUUACAAGCUAUAAAUAUCCUUGUACAACAAACACCAGGGUGCAUGAACAUGAUGAAAACGUGAUGCUUAGUUACCUAGCAUUUACGCUAAGUCUUCCUAGAACUUCAUGGUUUUUUAAAAAAUCCCUUGAUAUUAUGUGGUGAACUCUUGUAAAUAAUAAGUGAUUCAAAAAAGACCCAAAACUAAACUGCAUAUUUGUACAUGACAGAAAUUAAGCAGUGUGUAAAAUUACAAUAAAAUGUUUCACAGGAGUCUUUU